AUGGGCGCUUACAAGUGGUAUGUUAUUUCUUUUUUGGUUUACAUUGUUUCAGUUUUUCAUGAGUAGGGGUUACAGUAGGCUUUAAAAACUAGAAUUGGUUGGAGAACAGAAUGACCACUCCCCCCCCCCUCCGUCCUAGGCGUGAGAAGCAGCCCAUGUAGGUCCGGCUCUACAACUGGACCGAGUCGGCCUUGAGCUAAAGUUGAAACGGGCAGGUUUAAAAGUUGAGUCCGAAGGAUGGGCUUGACAACUAGGCUAAUUUUUUUUUUGAAAGUUUUGUUCUUAACUAACUCUAACAAAUUUUAGGUAUCUGACAUGGGCGAUAAGUGACAUGAAUAUUCUCUUUACUGUGUUAGCAUCGUGGGAUCCAGAGUUGCCGUGGCCACACUAUGAAAUGAUUGCUCAUGGUAUACCUGAAUAUUUUAAUGUAAGUUUAUAAACUAUAUACAUACCUACAAAGAAUUUUAUUAUAAUAGGUCGUUCAAAUAAUUCUGAGCUCCUUAACCCUGUAAAUUUGGUUUGAGCGUACAUAGAAAUCAAUAUUACCCUGCUCAUCUGCCAUUAUUACGCUGCUCCUUACUCAAUAUUAUCUUGUUUUUUACUGCUUUUAGGCCAUAACAAUAUCAAUCUAUGGCUUUUGACAUUCUUUUUUAUAUUGAUAUCUAAAUUUAUAUUUAUUAUUCCAGAUUCCCUGGCUAGCCCCCCUCCUCCGAAUCAUACCAUACACCUUGUACGAGAUGCAUGUGUACAUAACUAUUUGUCGUUUCGUGUACAGAUACGCUCAAACUACAGGAAAACAGAAGCUAAUGAAUAUAAUGUCACAUGGUUACUUCUUUACCUUCCUUUUUGUACUUAUGAUUGCCUUAUUUGUCAAAGGAUUGUAUUUUAAUCGGUUUGCGUGGUCGGAUUGGGUCCAAUAUAAACUACAAUUUCCGAAUAAUGACACCAAGCUGAAGGAGCAUAUCAUGAACAACAUUGAUAUACCGGCUAGGGUAGGUUGGAAAAUAAAGUGAAAUUAGCAUUUUUAAAAUAAAAAACCGUUUUUAAACCUAAUACAGUAUUAUAUGUACUCUGAAAUCACUGUACAGUCGAACUCCUGUACAGGAUGCGCCAAAAGUUCUGUUACAGGGUUUUUUAAUUAAAUAUUUAUUUUAACAACAAAUAUAACUAAAACAACAACUAACAAUAGUAACAUAUAGUACUAGUUAUAACAUAGCCAAUUGGUUGUGAAGUGUCCCCUCUUUGCGGCUUGGCACAAGCGCAAACGCUUCAAAAAGUUCGGCCGGUAAAGUUUGAUAACAGAACUUUUGGCGCACCCAGCAUAAAAAAUCGCGCGGGAAUUUUAAAAUUUUAAAGUACUUUCUUUCAGCCAAACAAAUUUGAGAACUUUUUCCAAUACGCAAUCUUCCCGUCAUCUCUUAUCAUCUACUUCUUUUGCACCGUGCAAUGUUAUCGGUACAAGACUCGAGCCAAGAAUACACUCAGUAAAAGAACAUUAGAAUUGUAUCAAGUACUGAUUCAUGGGCUGGUUGUUGAGCAAUUGGCAGAGUUUUUAUGGUUUUUUGCACCACUCAUUUACAUCGUCAGUUAUGAUGAGAAGUACUGGCCAAUUGGAUUUCAUAUUAUGUAUAGGUUUAUGUAUACUUAUCCUACUUUCUUGAUGAUAUUUACUUUGGGAUUCUUUAAGCCAUAUCGUGCUAGUGUUAAGAGAUUGGUCAGGAUUUUGUUUUAUGGAGAAGUGGAGAAGGUUUUGGUUGUCAGUAGUAGUUAUACUAUCAAGAAUAGUAAUGUUGCUACAAAGUAA
This is a messenger RNA of Bursaphelenchus okinawaensis, 1804 nucleotides long. Lineage: Eukaryota; Metazoa; Nematoda; Chromadorea; Rhabditida; Aphelenchoididae. The record is from the annotation of a GenBank genome assembly.